UUGAAUUCUUACACUUUGGUUACUCUACCCGACAGUAGCAUGACCACCCUUUUGUAGCCCCGCAGCUACUCAGUUAGCCCCGUGUGGCCGUUAAUGAGAGCAACCGGCGGGCUACACGUCGUCCACGGAAUGCCUCGGAGAAAGAAAAACGGCCAGAGCCCGGCCAGAGUACCCAGCGGGCCGCCAGAAGGGGGGAGUCUCGGCCACAACACGGGUUACCGACUACCUCAGGGAUUUGACGUUGCAAUGGCGAACAACUUUCCAUCCAGCACCUCGCUGCCCAGCUCCGUCCAAGAGAAAAUCGUGAAAAGCAUGCAGGAGAUGUUCUCCCACCUGGACCCAGAAGUCAUAUACAUCGUGCUGUCCGAGUGUGAUUUUAAAGUUGAAAAUGCAAUGGACUCUCUGUUGGAGCUGUCUGUGGCUGCUGAAGGUGCAGCCCCUGUACCUUCUCCUGUCUCUGGCUUUGAGCGCACUGCUGCAGCCCUGCUCAGCCCACACCACUUUUCUGAACCUAGACCAGACACAGACUCCCCCAGACCACCACAGCUGCCCUCCUCUCCUUCCUCCGCCAAGCUCCUGACAGAAGAGUUGGACCUGCUAGUCGAUCAGGAGCUAGAGACACUAAUCACACAACAAGACACUAAGGAAGAGCACCACAACAGCCAGUAUUUCUCCUCUUUCCCUCCACCACCAUUCCCACAGCAGGUCCUACCUGAGCUGCUUCAGUCCAGCCUGCCACCUCGAUCUAGAGGGCCCUCUGGUGGCCCGGUGGAGCAUAUUUGUGGAGCUUCACCUUCACUCAACCAGCUCAGCACUUGGGAAGAGGACACCACUGAGGAGCUGCAGUCCAUAGUGGAUUUCACACAUCUAACGGCAGAGACACCUGCAGACAUGCCAAAACCUCCUUUAGACCUGGCAGCUUCAGGACGUCCCUCGGCUUUCCAGGUGUAUAAAAAGCAAGAUCCAUCACACACUCUUUCAGACACGGCUGGGGUCAUGCCACCUAAAGCAAUAGUUGGAGGAGCACGAUCUAAGGUGAAUAUGCUGAAUCAGGAGCCGCUUGGCUACAUGCCAUCACCCUGGAACGUGAACGCACCGGAGUUUUCUCCCUGUAUCCAUGGAAAUCAGGGGCCAGCAUUCAUUACCCCUGUGGCUCAAAUGCCUUCCAACUGGCCCAGCCAACCCAGGCAUGCAUCUCCCUGGCUGAGUCAGGGCCCUGUCAGUCAAGCACCUCUCAAGCCUUCUGCAACUAUUCCAAAGUCCUGGGCCCUGCCUGCCCCACAGCCCCCUGCGCAGUACAGCAGGCUCCGUCUGGAAGGCAAAGUCCUUGUGCUGCUACGUGGUGCUCCAGGCUCUGGCAAGUCAACCUUGGCAAGAGCCUUGUUGAAACACAACCCAGGUGGAGUUAAACUGUCCACUGAUGAUUACUUCACCCGCCAUGGAGAAUAUCAGUUUGACCCCACCGCUCUGGGGGAGGCCCAUGAGUGGAACCAUAAACGGGCCAAGGAGGCUUUUGAAAGGGGCGCUAACCCCAUCAUCAUUGACAACACCAACAUGCAGGGCUGGGAGAUGAGACCCUACGUGGUUCAGGCACUGAAACAUGGAUACAAGGUACUGUUCCGAGAGCCGGACACUUGGUGGAAGAACAAGCCCAGAGAACUGGAGAGGCGUACCACACAUAAUGUGCAUGUAGAAGCUAUCCGCCGCAUGCUUGAUGGAUAUGAGCGCUUCGUCACAGUCCAGUCCAUCAUGGGUUCACAGAUGCCGGAGUUUAAACAGCGCCUCCUUCUGGAAAACAAAAGCUCACAGCUGAUGUCUUCUGAAGCACCUUGUCCUGACCUUGUAGGGCAGCCUGGAUUGACUGAGGAAUGCAAGAAAUCCCGGCCUCAGCUGUUUUCCUCCCUCCCUGACGUGUCAUCUAUUGGUUGUUCAAGUGAGGUGGGAAUUCUGGAGGACGGUGCCCACAAAUCUACAGAGUCCCUCAAUUUCCCGCCGACUGGAAGACUCACGGAAAACCCCAAAAUGUCCGUUGGGGACAAUGACAUGGAUUUGGGGGAAUUAGAUUCUGAGCUGGACGCCCAGUUAGAGCUGAAUCAAUCAGUAGGGGAUCAGACCAUCCCUGACUGUAUUGUGGAAUCAGUGAUGAACGAGGAACUCCAUGCAGAUGAACUUCCUGUGGCUUUCUCUGAGACUAUUGGACAACGAGUGAGGAGGGAAAGGACAAGCAGGAGGUCUGGUUUUGACAGGUUGGAGCCUGCAGAUCUGGUGAAAGAUACUAACCAAUCAGACAUCGAGGUGCAGGAGAAAGAAAAGGGGAAGGAAGAGGAAGCAGAAGACAUGAGGGAUGGAGGAGAUAAGGGAAAACCUAAGAUGUUGAAUUUUGUAGGGGAUUGGCCCUCUGAGGGGUCCCUCGAGCAGCGACAGGUGAGGAGAAGAAAAAAUAUAGAAGGAAAUGGGAAGGAAGAUGAAGGUAUGUCUCAAGAAGCUAACGAAAAUAAAACAAAAAUGCAGUUCGGACCCAAUGUAGAGUUUCAGAAGCUUCUUGACCUAAUUCAGACGGGUGUAGGUGUCGUUCAGACCGGCUCUUCCCAUUCAGCCUCCCUUUCCCCAAGCUCUGGAGGGGAAUUCGAGAAAGAAGAGGAAGCAGGUGGCAGGUUUGAGGAGUCCCACGGCAGUAGAUCUAACAGUGAGGAGAGAGAAAACAACAUGAACAGGGUGAACAGCAGCAGAGGUGAAUUACCGGACUGUGUGUUAGACUGGAAGGCAGCUGACUCUUGUAAGGUUAGAGAAUCGAGAAUUGAUAACUUGGAGGAACGUAAACCUGAAAAUGAAGUGAGUUGUACCUCAGGAGAGAAUGAUAAUGUGUUAGAGAUUGGCAGAGAAACAGAAUCUGUGGAUUUGAAAUCAGCCAACCCAACAAUUCCCCUCUCAGCUCUUACUGCUGAUUCACUAGUUAUCUCCAAAACUGUGGAGGCAAAUGUAUGCCUUGAUGGAGUGGGAAGCCAUAACAUUGAAGAUGAGGUUGGUCCAGAGCUUGGUAUCGGUCCUGCUGAUGUGGACACGAAUGACAGUGGCGGAGAGACUAGAGUUGAGACUGAUGGCAGUCAUAUUAGCGAGGUGUGUCGGAGUCCUGUGUGUGAGGGCUCUAUGGAGGCAGAAAGUGGUGCUUUCAGCGGAGGCAGUCAGGAGAAAAAGUACCGUCAGGGUCGUAGAUCAGGGAAACAGUGCAAACUAGCCCUCACCUUUACCCAAAACUGUCCUGCUUCUUCACUAAAUACUCUCGAAUCAUGUCCCAGUACCACUGCCCAGAGUAUAAACAGUGGUCAGAAUAGCAUUAACGCAGAUGCUGAACCUAACCUCAGUCCUAACUGUAACACCAGCCUUAGCCUUGAACCAAAUUUUGACCUGUUCCCUCAGUCUAAAUCUGAGGUACACCUGCUGCCUCCUUCCCCACUUCCUCUGGAAGGCUGCCCCACCCAGACAGAACCUCAAGACUUUGCCCUCCUUUGGCGUCAGAAUCGUCGAGACAGACCUGAUGAAGCAGCCGUCAGUGAGGGCAGUAACCCAAGUUACAUCGCAGUCCUGUCUGGCGACUCUUCUCGCUUCGUGCCGGAGGCCUCCUCCGCCAUUUCUGCAGGGGUUGCAGUCCACCCCUCCAGCCACAGAGAGGUACCCUACCGGGUGGUGCACGAGAAAGGCACACAGGUGGAGGAGAAAGAGCUCGGGGCAGCUCAAGACCAGCUUGAGAGCCUGCGCAUUCUCAGCCGCCAUUUUAAACUAGUUAGUUUUGAUACAUUAGAGGAUCUAUAUGACAAAUGCCACCAGGACCUGGAAUGGACCACCAACCUGCUGCUAGACUCUGGAGAGAGGUUCUUCAGAGAUGAGGAUGGUGAGAAAGAGGAGGAGGACCAGAAAGUGUCUACUCUCUGUGAAGCUUUAGGCAAAGCUGUAGAAACCAGUCUGUGUCUGGAUGUGCUAGAUGAGCAUCACCCUGAAGACUGGCCAACUGGAUUUCAGGAGGGGCUUCAGCAGUCAACCUUUGGGACCGUUAACAAGUCAGAUGAGAGCCUCAAUAAUGCAGAUUUACUAAAUUCCGGAGGUGUGGCUGUUUCAAUUGGAAACAAAGAUCAUCCUGAUAAAGCAUCACACUUAGAAACAUCUCCUCAAGUAGUGGACGAAGGAGAGAGAUGUGGCGACACUGAACACAAGGUGGCAUCAGAAGCUGACCUAGAAGGCGGAGCUUGGGGUGGAAGCUUUGAUGAUGGAAUAACAAUUAAAGAGUCAGGAAUUGAUAUUGAAGAGGACAUUGUUAGCAUGGAUGAAGUCCACCGGCUGCUACAGGCUGAGCUAGACGAGAUGGACAGACAGGAAAGACAGAAGGAGGAGGAGAGAACUAAAAGGAGGCACAUGGAGGAGAGAAGGAGUCAACACCUGGACAUUCAGAGUGUGGAGCUGAAACUACCCACUGAGGUGGCACUACAGCUGACAGAGCUGUUUGGUCCUGUUGGAGUAGACCCAGGUACAUGCACCGCUGAUGACUGUGCAGUGCAGAUGGACCUGAACCUGGCUAAACUGCUCCAUCAGAAGUGGAAGGAAACCAUUCAGGAAAAGCAGAGACAAGCAACUCUGUCCUUUCAUUUGCUUCAGGAAAGUUCAGUACACUGGGGUGAGUCACAGGUGGCCAAAGCUGGGCCACAAGACCGGACACAGCCAGCACCUUUCCUGAUCAGUGCAGAUGGCUACGCGUCACUGGACAGCCAACCAGAGGCCUGGAAUCAGAUGCCAUUCAUGGAUCACUGGAAUGUGUCCCGCCCACACAUCUCCCUUAGAGAUAUUAUAAAAGAGGAGCAAGCUUUGCAGGAGAAUGUGGAAAAGACCAGACAAAGUCGUGCAGACCUGGACCGGCGUGACGGAGCCGCCCUGUUGAAAGAGAACCAACUGUACUCCCUCUUCCCCACCAUCGACAGGCAUUUCCUCCAGGACAUCUUCAGAGACCACAAUUACAGCCUGACCCAGACAGAGCUGUUUCUCCGCUCUUUACUGGACGAGCAGCCAGUCAAGACAGUGGUCGCCCCAGAGGCACCACAGUCCGACCACCGCAGAGCAGCCAGCAAGGAGAGGGAGAAGAGGCAGAAGCCCCUAGAGUUGAUCGUACCCAACUAUCAGGAUACGGAGGACCCAGAGUAUGAGGACUUCAGGGCCGAGGCCAGUCUCCAGAGAAGCCGACAGCUCGAGAGCUUCUCCAAGGCUGCUGAGGCCUUCAAGCAAGGACGCAAAGAAGUGGCCUCAUUUUACGCACAGCAGGGGCACCUCCAUGGCAAGCGGAUGCGUGAAGCCAAUCACCGUGCAGCAGUUCAGAUUUUUGAGAGGGUCAACUCAUCGCUGCUGCCCAAUAACAUCCUGGACCUCCAUGGGCUGCAUGUAGAUGAGGCCCUGCAGCGUCUUGGCCAGGUCUUACAGGACAAAACCACAGACUGUGAGCAGGGUCUGUGUCGACCUCAGCUCUCUGUCAUCACAGGAAGAGGGAACCACAGCCAGGGGGGCGUGGCCCGCAUCCGCCCCGCCGUUAUAGACUACCUCACCAACAAACACUACAGGUUCAGUGAGCCAAAGCCAGGUCUCGUGUUAGUCUCUUUGAAGUGAGAAGAAACUGUUUUAUUGGAUUCAAGCUGCUAUGGAGGAAAACUCUCACUCUCUCUUUCCACUCCUGCACCAUAACAUAUACACAUAUUACAGUAUAUACAGUAUGACACAAUCUGCCUCCUUGUAUCUUCCAUCUGUCAGUCAGUUUUGGUACUCUUUCUUUCCACUCACCCCCCCUUUCUCCAUCAGUCAUAUAGCUGCUGGACAUUUAAUUUAAUCUUAAAAUUGUUUAAAUUAGUUUUACUCUUGUGUUGAUGAAAGGUAACUACAUUGGUGUGAAACAUGAACAAGGUAUUUUAUGCAUUUGUAAAGCUAGAAUGUGUGUACAUUUUAUAUUUAAAAGUGUUUUAUAGUGUGGCGUAUUUUGCUUUGUGCCUUUUAAAGAGAUGGAAAAGUCCCUGUGUUUAAAGGCUCCAUGUUAAAUCAGGUGUUCAUUUGAACAUCAACUAAUAUGGAAACUGGUCUGAGACAAAAUAUAAGGAUUUUCUGAAAUUUCAGUGCCAUCGUGAUUGUGUGUUGUUAGCUUGGAGGAUGCUGUCUAUGAUUUUAAGCAAGAUGGCAUCCUUUACACAAUUUAAAUAUUUUAUUUGACACUAAUUCUACAUUGAAUGCGUGCCAUCUAAUCAGAGAUUGUCCUCUGAGAAGUUUUGACAAAAGGAAGAGAGUCACUGUGAGUUAAACCUGAAACUCUUCAGGUGAUCAAAGGGCCGUUAAAUAGUUUGAACACCCCCCACUCUGAGCUCUGCAGCAAUCAGCCUCCUUCGUCUUAGCAGCUGCAAGUGUUCAUUUACUUUUGCUUAAGGCCGAGCCAAGCUUAGCUGCUAAUAUGUUGAUAUACAAACUCAGGUAAAGAUUCAACAAUGUUUUCUUUUCUUUCCAGGCCAGUCGAUUGUUUCAGCCUGUUCCUGGUAGCUUUUUUUUUUUUAACUCAUUGUGCCAAGUUUUGUAGCAGUUGUAUUCCUCAGGUUGCUACACUAGUUUGUAGGUUUAAAGUCACUUCCAUUUUCUAUGUGUGAUAUUUUUAACCAAGGUGCAACAAAAAAACAUUUUCCUGAUUGUACAUAAUGUGAAAACAUUAAUUAUAAAGAGAAAAUUGUAUUUUUGUAUUCAUUUGUUCAAAUGGUUUUACAGAGAAUAUUGUGGAAUAAAAUUCUAUAUGUU
Chelmon rostratus (copperband butterflyfish) is the source of this 6804-nucleotide messenger RNA. RefSeq names its product NEDD4 binding protein 2 (gene n4bp2). The record is from RefSeq and is a predicted model, not a curated record. The transcript is spliced from 16 exons. The coding region runs from base 94 to 5643 and encodes 1849 amino acids. NCBI's taxonomy places the organism in Eukaryota, Metazoa, Chordata, Actinopteri, Chaetodontiformes, Chaetodontidae. Gene Ontology annotation, molecular function: ubiquitin binding.